Molecule: messenger RNA, 6576 nt
Organism: Spodoptera exigua (beet armyworm)
Lineage: Eukaryota; Metazoa; Arthropoda; Insecta; Lepidoptera; Noctuidae
Source: the annotation of a GenBank genome assembly
UACCAAUCGCAGUGUCGUGUCGGACGUCACUAGCACCUGUCACGUCUGACAUUAUUUGUGAGAAAUUCGGAGCCUUUCGCGUUCAUAGUUCGUAUUAUGUGCUCGCGAACGUUGUAGGUGGAGCUCAUACUUUUUUAGUUUUUGCGCUCUCGUUCCACUUUUCGAAAGUAAUCUUUUAUCAUUUCAAAAUUCAAUGCUGUGUGGUGUGAUUACCUUGAUGUUUGGUUUCUAAAGUGAUGUGUGAAGGCUGUACUUAGGUCGAAUUGUGAAUAUGAUGUCACUUUUAUUCUGCGUGAUACCUUGAAAACAUGAGUGUUAGUGUUGAGGGGGACGUGUCGAGCCCCCUGUCGGACGGGCAGGACGCGACAAUCUCCAAAUCAUCGUCAGACAGCUUGAAGAUCGACGAGGAGCCUUGUCAAGAUGAGAAAUCCGAGCCGAGCACUCCAAAACCACAUCCGAUGGCCUUUACCAUCGACUUCGGUGAGACAAAGCCUGUUGAUACACGGAAGCUUGAGGAGCUGGCGAAAAAAUCGCAGGCUCGCCAUCAGAGAGUUCAGUCGAUGUCGGCAAGUCUCAAUAGGCCCAGUCCAGCCCUACAGCGUCCUCCCAUGAGCGCUAAACUCCCCCGCAAAGCCCAAGGUUACAACUCUGAAGGUUAUUUCUCCUCAGACCAAGAGGAUAGUGGCCUAUCUGGAUCUGUGAAGCUCCGGAACAGCCCAUUAGCACAAAAUGUUACGCACAUAACAAGUCCUAAUACAAAUAGACAUAUUAAAUCUCCCAUUACUGACUCUGUCCUGCCAAAACGCACGUCCAAAAGUCCUAUAGUUGAUAGUAUUAUGUCUAGGAGUGAUAACUUUACUUCCCGCCAGGGUCUGAACUUGCCCUUAAAAGGGAACUCUUACACAAGAGAUCAGGUACACAGAACACCAAGCUACGGCAACAUCAAUAGGCAUGUUAUGGGUGAUAUCAUAGACCAGAGCCCUGAGGGACUGAUGUUGACUGAUAUUUCAAGUCCUGAACUAGAUAUCUUAACACCAGACAAUGGAUUAUCCACUCCGGAGCACUCCAAGAGUCCUCUUAUACGCAAAAGCAGAGCAUCUUCAGAAACUCCAGACUUGUUCAAAAAAUGCAUUGCCAAAGAACCAUUGUACAUUGAUGAUGAUGUGGAUGGACAGUCUGAUAACUCUUCAACAGGCACUUAUACUAUUGAGGGAGAUAAUUAUACAGAGGAACAGAAAGCUAGGAUGAGCAUUGACAGGACCUUUGGUAUCUCAAUACCCCAGGCAGUUGAUGAACCAAAGAAAAGCAGUGAGACAGAUCCAGAACUAGUUUUCGACUUCCCAAACCCUCAAAGAGUGAUUACUAAAGAGCCUAGGAGAGACAUUGCCCUCCGUAGUCCAUUACUAAAUCAGUCAUUUGAAAUUCCCAAUCUCUCUAAAGACAAAAAUGUAUUAGAGAUCUCAUGCUGCUAUGAAUCCCCUACUGAUAAUGAUUUGGCAGCUCAAACAUCGAAACAGAUUAAAUCUACAAGGAGUUACUUAGAAAAGAUAAAGAAUAGGGUUAGAACAAUAACUGAAAAAACAUUUCCGAAGUCUCCACCCAAGCAUGAUGAUGCUGAUAUUGGUAGCUUUACUUCGGUCACAACAUCAGGAGUGUUGAGUUCUCGCAUUCCUCCUAAGAUAGAGCCUGUGUUACGUAGAUGUAGCCUAACGAAGUCAGAGAUAGACCAGACUGAUUAUGUGCAUCGGCUGUCUCGGGAGUCUUCCGUACCAGUGUCUUUACCUAGCACUAAAAUGGUAUUGGAUGAACCUAAAUUCGAGAGUACUGCAUUGAAAAAUGCUCAAAAAGCUUUGAGGGAAGAGUGUGGGAUGAGUGGAAUGUCCUCGGACAUGACUCCGGAUCAGGUGGUAGGGAAGCUGUCCUAUUUGAGCCUGAACAGAUGUAAGGGAGAUAAGACCUGGAUCCAGGACUGGGCUGAGAGUGUCAAGAAGUACAACACAAACAGUUUGACUAAGGAGGAUGUUGUUACGGAUGAUAGGCCUCCUUUGAGCCCACGACAACUGCCGAUAAAACCCCGCAGCCCGCUCGCUGGGACGCCCACAAAGAUACCAAGUCCCGUUGGUACUCUGCUAUCUAGGAGGACACCGGACCUCAUCCCAACUCAGGAGACAGAGUCCUACCUCCAAAAGACCCAAAAUGCCAUCACGAAUCUACAAGCAAAACUACAGUCUUCUAGAACGAACAAUUUCAGCAGCAUUCCCUCAGCACUCACCUCCAGUCUCAUCAGCGAGAAGACCGCGAUCUCCCGCCUCCCGAUCUCACAGCUCAGCCGUUCCAAUUCACUUAACUACCGUCUUCGGAGAAAAGACCACUCAAAUGACAGCAGUCCUCUUAGAAGUCCAGGUCACUACGUCAUCACUGGGUCUACUAAAGUCCCUGAGAGCACGAAGAUAUUACUUAACUCUGCUUCAAGGUCUUUAGACACGGAUAAAAGACAUGAUUUGAAUAUGAACAGUCCGUCUUCGGACCGAGGGUUGUUAAGUAAUAGUUCUGAUGACAAAACACUGUCAAAUAGACCACCGUACGAUGUAGAAGCUAUAUUGUCUCCUCACAGGAAGACGCACUCGCGGAACAGGGCAUUUGAAAGCCAAACACACGAUGUUAGCAACGCGAACCCUGCUGUAUGCCUCAAGACAGUCUUGAAAAACAAUGCCUUGGAUUCAAAGUACCCCCGUAUCGAACCAACACGUUGUCAAGGAGACAAGAAAUGCCACCAGAGAGUAUUAAGCGAUGGCCUCAAAUAUAAACCGAAUAACAUCGGUUUCGGCUCAUCGAUUAAAAGAUCGAGUUCAUUCAACACAGUUAACAAGAAUAAUAAUUAUAUCGAUCCUAGAAUUACCUCUAGAAGAUCAAGUGGACAUUCCGAAGAAUAUAAGGAUUACUCGGAUGAGUCUGACAACGGAUCUUAUGAUAAAUCGCAAGAAUGUAGAUACAAGAGGCAAGUUAUAAACAGGGGAAGAAUUGAUUCACCAGAUCUAAAGUCGGUAGCACCAGCAAAUUCGCCAAGAAGAUGUCCGAAUACACCAGAAAUGCAUAGGAAAUUCGGACCAGGAUUAGUGCGAAAUUCCGUAAGAGUAACCAAUAAGGAGCGUUUGAGUCCAAGGGUGUCGGAACAGCCAAUCGUGAGAGAAGAGAGAGUUAAGCCGACCAAUCAUCAAAGCCGGAGGUCAGCGGAACCGAGACAGACAACGAUGGCUAGACUGACUAAAUCUAGGUCUUCAACGCGGGAAGUUCAACCUAAACAUCUAGAUAAAGGUCAAAAGAAAACCAGCCAGCAUCGAUCAUCUUCAGCUCUAGCAACAAAAGAGAUCGAAUUCUCCAACUGGAAGAAGCGAGCGUCCUACGACCCCAUGAAGGCGGCCCAGGAGGACAAAAGAAGGAAGCAACUAGCCAAACGUCAGGAUUUCAAUAAAGAUGACUUGAGCUCACCCAGCCAUUCUUCACCAGUCCACCGCUCACAAUCGUUCCACACCAACAACAUAGCAGAUCUGGAAACCCUGGACUACUCUUCGGAAGAAACAGAGGAUGACCAGAUGCUGGUCACUUUGCCCGUGGAUCCCAUGGUCACAUCCACUCACUCGGAUAUACUGGAUUUGAGGCCUAAAGACUAUAGUAACUUGAGGAGACAAGCCAUGACCAAUGACGUGGUUCUGUCCAGAGAUUACGUUACUAGUUUUCAGAUAAACCAAUCAUCGCACGACAAAAAAAGGCGGGAAGCGCGCGAGGCAGAUAAAAGAAAAACAUUCAUCAUAGACGAUAUAACUCCUACCAAAGAGAACAUAGACUUCUUGACAAAGACUAGAGAGGAUUCAGCCACAGAUAAACGCAAAACUUUUAUUCUCGACAGCGAUACUAAUUCCACAACGAAUGGUAGUAGUCCAAGGAAUUCUUCAAUAUUUAGCCAUGAAAAGAAUUCUUUGACCACGGGCACUAGUGAUACGGAAGGAGAGAGUGGAACGGAAAGCGCUCCUGUAGUGAUGAGGCAUCAAGGAGGGAAGAGGAGUGCGCCUGUGCAGGCUAAACAGAGGUACAGCGGUGACUACUCAAUGUCAUCGUCAACGACCUCGAUCAGCCAACGGAAGCCGACAGUCCAGCCCCGGUACCUGGACAUCUCCAAGUACAAGAACGAACAGUCCCCGAAGAACUUCCUCCGAAGGGAUCCCAGUAAGACUUACGUAGGGGUGCUCAACAACGACAAGGCUGUCAGCAAGGGGAGCGCUCAGCAUUAUGAAAUGGAACAAAAGAAACAAGAAUUAGAGAAGUGGAAACGAAGGGCUUCGUACGACCCGAGGAAGGCGGCUGCACUCGGAAAGUCGAAUAAGACGCCGUCAAAGACCGCUAGUAGCGUGCUUCGCUCACAAUCCUUCCAUGGUCCUGUCACGGCAUACACAGGGCUUCGCCCCCCGCCCCCGGACCAGAUCUGCGAGACGUAUGACGCUUCUAGUGACAACGAUUUCUAAACGACAUUGUCGACUUCGAUAUGUGAUAGGCCGCGUUUGUAUUUGUUAGGCUAGUCUGUCACAUUUGUAUUCGCUAAGAACUAAUAGGAAAAUGGCAUUAUACAUUUUGAUAUCAAAACCCUAGCCGAGCAGAAAAAAACAUAUAUUACUCAAAAUUUAACUAAGUGUGUAAAACAUAUCUGAAAUCCGCCCAAACUAUAGCAACAAUCAUAAAUUAAGAUAAGUACCAUAAAAAAAAUCUAGUCGUUUUCCGUGUUACAAAUUCUAACCAAGUUUAGAAAAUUCUAGACAAAAAAAAUACAAAUAAUAUUUAUUUAUCGGAUAGGGUUUUCUUGACAAAUUAUAUAACGUCAUUUUUCAAAAAACAGUUUGUCGAAAUGAUCUCUCAUUUGUUUUUCGACGGAUAUAAACGGUUUAAUAGCGAAUUCAAAUGAGGAAUACAGCGCAGUGUGUUCAAUACAUUUGUUAGUGUUAAGAGUUGGUUGUCGAAACAAAAUUACAAUACCCUGUAUACUUUGGCUCGACGCAAACUGGAUAGAAGCGGUUAGCACUAGUUUUUCGCAAUGAUACGCAUAAUAUUGCUGUAUUUCUUUAUCUGUCUGUUUUAGAACGCGGUUAAACUUGAUUUUGAACAAGUCUUUGUAUUAUUUAUUUAAUAUUUAAAAUGAAAAAUUAUAAAAAAAUGAUGUUACAAUUUCAUUCGUUGGCAGUGAGUUUUGUUAAGUAUUAAAUGUUUUUGCAUGUCAAUUUAUGAUUGAAAUUUUGAAAUAUAAGGAGAAGUACAUAAUUUUAUUUUGUUGAUUGUGUUAAAUAAGUCAUUAUUAAGAUGUAUUGUAACAUCAAAUAGGCGAUUCUGUAUUUGGAGAAUGUAUAGGUAACUAGGUAUUAAAUUAUUUAAAUAAAAUAAAUAUUUAAUUUGAUAAAGCGAAAAAACACAAUUUGUACAGAUUAAGAAAUCUCGAUUGUCUGUUUUAAUUAAAAAUUCAAUGAUUUAUUUAAACACAAAAUUUUAAUUAAUAAUUUCAGAUAAACUAGGUAAAUUAUGAAAUGUCAUAAAUUUGAUUUUGAACAAUGACACCAACGCUCUCGUAGUUUUCCCGCCAAAUACAGAACAAUGAACUAAAGCCAUCUUUCGAAUGAUUUAUGAAAUUCAAGUCAUAAUUUUUAAUUAUUUGACGAUUCUUAUGAAAACUUUGAUUAUUUGGGAGCGAUGCAAUUUUUUUUAUAUAUUAUUAUUAUUUAUAAGUUAUUCCGCACAAAACGAAAUUCGUUAAAUGUCAUAAAACUGCAUCGCCUUUACAUAAUUUUAAUUUUUAUACUGAAAGUACUUGAUAUCUUUUUUGUGUUUUGUAAAAUAUUAUUUUCUAGUAAAUUUAAGGUUGUUAAUUAAGGAAACGUAUAAAAUAAUAAUAAUUAAAUGUGAUUUAUUAAUAAUGCCUACGUUAUCUUUAGAAUUGGCGAUUAUUAUUUACCACUAAAAGUGUAUGAGAUUAGUAUUGUCUUUUUUCUCUAUUAUUGUCCGUCUUAGGUGAAUUUAGAAUAAAUUCUCACUAAACUAAUGUAAUAAUUAUCCCUUUAUAUUGCUCAUAUCAUUCAUACAUCGAUUUAUAUUAGUAAUAUAUGUAACCUCUUUUUAGUUGUUAGUGUUUUCUUAUUGUGCAAUACCAUCACAUUGAUAACAAAACCUGCUAGAAAUAUGAACAAAUAUUUUCGUUUAUAUUUUUGUAAAAUUUCGGUAUUAAAAUGUAUUAUUUUUUCGGUAUUCUCAAUUUUUAUGUAUAAAGAAUUAUUUUUGCGUCAUUUUUUUUUCUCAACUUGAAGAGCGACAGUAUUUUUUGCAAUCUUUUAAAUGUGUAGAUGCUGUGGAAAUAUUUAGAGACCUGCUGUUAUAUUAUUAUUGGUUUAAACCUGCCAGGCUUGAUACUGCACUGAAAGCUACAUGCAAACUAAAUCUUCUUACUAUAUAAAAUAUAGGGCAUCUCUUUUACUUUAAAAUAUUAAUUUAUUGAAGUAAAUUCAAUGAAUUUUUUUAGUUUUUUGGUUAUUUCGUACGUGG